This is a messenger RNA of Fragaria vesca subsp. vesca, 2020 nucleotides long. RefSeq names its product trihelix transcription factor GTL2-like. NCBI's taxonomy places the organism in Eukaryota, Viridiplantae, Streptophyta, Magnoliopsida, Rosales, Rosaceae. Bases 49 to 1872 code for a protein of 607 amino acids. The transcript is spliced from 2 exons. The record is from RefSeq and is a predicted model, not a curated record.
AGUAGUGAGAGCAAAACGGAGAGAGUAAAGAAACUCAAAAACGCAACUAUGUUCGAUGGAGUCGACCCAGCUGAGCAGUUGCACCAAUUCAUAGCAGCCUCAAGAACUUCACUCCCUCUCCCUCUUCCCAAUAUCCCCCUCUCUUCCUUCCCUAAUCUCCAACCCUUCGAUCAUCCCCACCACCAUCAUCAUCAUAACUACAACAUCAUCAACCCUCCUCCUCCUCCACCACCGCCUCAAGAACUUGUGCAGCUUCAGCCACCUCCUCACAAUCAGCUUCUGCAUCCGUCUGUAGUACUUCACCGACGCGGAAAUGAUCAAGAGAAGCAAGAAAGCAGCACUACCUUGGUCUUGCCCUCAUCGAAUAUGGAGAUCGAACGACAGCAAGCCGCACCGGAAUUGCCUAGCGAUCCCUGGAGUAACGAUGAGCUGCUUGCACUGCUCCGGAUCAGAUCUACCAUGGAGAAUUGGUUCCCUGAGUUCACUUGGGAACAUGUAUCAAGGAAGCUAGCAGAGGCAGGCUUUAAAAGGAGCGCGGAGAAGUGCAAGGAGAAGUUUGAAGAGGAAAGCAGGUACUUCAACAACAUCAACUUCAAUAAGAACUUCAGGUUUCUCAGUGAGCUUGAGCAGCUCUAUCAACCACCACCAGUCGAGCCACCUCAGAACCCAGCUGAGGAUCAACCAGAAAAGAAUGUUACCCAAAAGGAAUUAGCAGUAGAAGUUGAAAAGCCAAGUGAAGAACUAGGAGAUCACCAAGAUAAAAGUCAUCAACCAGCUUCUGAUGCUCAAGAGACGUCACCAAGCAAUGAUCAAACGGUGAGUGAGAAAGGGAUGGAAGUUGUUAGAGCAAAGAGCAACAACAAGAAGAGGAAGAGGCAAAGGAGAUUUGAAAUGCUGAAAGGUUUCUGUGAGGACAUUGUGAACAAGUUGAUGGCUCAACAAGAAGAGAUUCACAGUAAGCUACUUGAAGACAUGGUGAGGAGAGAUGAAGAGAAGCUUGCAAAGGAAGAAGCUUGGAAGAAGCAAGAGAUGGAUAGGAUGAACAAGGAGCUCGAAACCAUGGCACAAGAACAAGCUGUUGCAGGUGAUAGACAAGCUACAAUCAUUCAGUUCUUGAAGAAAUACACAUCAUCAGUUAGUACUAGUAGUAGUACUAACCCUAGUAAUGGCCAAACGGAAACUGAUCAAGAACCAAUAACACCAUCCACAAUGGUCCCAACUGCAAGCAAAGCUCACAAGCCUACUACAACUACUUCUUUCCACACCCAAAAUAUUCCAAGCACACCCACUUCACUGACUGAAGCCAUUGCGCCACAAAGCCCUAGUUCCAGCAAUCUGAGCAAUAUCAACCCAAAACUGCCUGCUGUUUCAUCUCCGCCUCCGGAAAACCCUAGCUCCGAUCAUCUCAAAACUCAAAACCCUAGCUCGAACGACAAGCCGCAAGACCUCGGAAAGAGGUGGCCGAGGGACGAAGUCUUGGCUCUGAUCAACCUCCGGUGCAGUCUCUUCAACAAUGUCGAUCAACAAGACAAGGAUAAAGACGUGAUCAAGGCUCCACUGUGGGAGAGAAUCUCACAAGGGAUGUCGGAGAUGGGUUACAAGAGAAACGCCAAGAGGUGCAAAGAGAAAUGGGAGAACAUCAAUAAGUACUUUAGGAAAACAAAGGAUGUGAACAAGAAGAGGUCGCUUGACUCGAGGACUUGCCCUUAUUUUCAUCAACUAAGCACCUUGUACAACCAAGGCAUACUCGUACCGCCUUCCGACCACCAAGCGCCGCCGCCGGGGAAACGCUCACCGGAGAAACAGUCAUCAUCUCUAGCUGAAGGUGAGAAAAACAAUGUGGUACCGGCAGCUUUUGAUUUUGAAUUCUGAUGUUUUGCAUAUUUGUGUGUGCAAUAUUUUCAGUAAUAAUAUGAUACUUUUUUUUUCUCUAUCUUAGCUUGGUGAACAUGUGGUAGCUAGUAUUCGAUCUGCAGUUGACAUGAAAUUUUAUUUUCUUGUGGGAAUAUGUAAUAUUUCA